AGCUUCAGGUUUUACUUAAUACUAUACGACUUCUGCGAGGACGACGAGACUGUUAGAUUUGUCACGUUUGCCAUAUUUCUUCAUUAAUGUGACUUUUUUUCCAGAGGGACUGAAUUCAUGCCAACGAUUUUAAGAUGCCCUCUCGCUGUAGGAAUGCGCUGAACAUCGUGGUCACCACCCUUUUUGCUGCGGUGGUCCUCUUCACCAUCCUGCUGGCCUAUGUCACAGGCUACCAGUUCAUCCACACUGAGCAGCACCACCUCUCCUUUGGCCUCUAUGGUGCCUUCCUCUCCCUCCACCUCUUCCUCCAGAGCCUUUUCGCCUUCCUGGAGCAUCGGCGGAUGAGAAGCCCCGCCCGGCCUCAGCACCUCCGUCGGUCUGUGGCCCUGUGCAUCGCCGCCUUCCAGGAGGACCCAGACUACCUGAGGAAGUGCCUGCGCAGCAUCCGCCGAAUCUCCUUCCCUGGCUUGAAGGUGGUGCUGGUGGUGGACGGGAACCGGCCCGAGGACCGCUACAUGAUGGACAUUUUCCAGGAGGUGAUGGGCGGUGCUGACCAGGCUGGCAGCAUGGUGUGGAAAGGAAACUAUCACAGUGAUGGGAGCGGAGGAGGAGGUGUUGGAGGUGGAGGGAGGGGCACAGUGCACAUGGAGGAGGCAGCGCGUGUGGCUCGGCUGGUCAGAGGCUGCCGCUACUCCUGUAUCAUGCAGGAGUGGGGAGGGAAGAGAGAGGUGAUGUACACUGCCUUUAAAGCACUGGGGGACAGUGUGGAUUAUGUGCAGGUGUGUGACUCAGACACGGUUCUAGACCCAGCAUGUACCAUCGAAAUGCUGAAGAUUCUUGAGGAAGAUCCGAUGGUGGGAGGGGUCGGUGGAGACGUGCAGAUCCUCAACAAGUACGACUCGUGGAUCUCCUUCCUCAGCAGCGUGCGCUACUGGAUGGCCUUCAACAUCGAGCGGGCCUGCCAGUCCUACUUCGGAUGCGUGCAAUGUAUCAGCGGCCCUCUGGGCAUGUACAGGAGCUCCUUGCUCCAGCGCUUCCUGGAGCCCUGGUACCACCAGACCUUCCUCGGCUCCAAGUGCAGCUUCGGCGACGACCGCCACCUCACCAAUCGGGUGCUCAGCUUCGGCUACAAGACGAAAUACACAGCGCGAUCGCAGUGCCAGACUGAGACGCCGACCCAGUAUCUGCGUUGGCUCAACCAGCAGACUCGAUGGAGCAAGUCUUACUUCCGUGAGUGGCUGUACAACGCCCUGUGGUUCCACAAACACAGCCUCUGGAUGACCUACGAGUCCGUGGUCACCGGCUUCUUCCCCUUCUUCUUGGUUGCCACGGUCAUCCAUCUCUUCUACCGAGGGAGGCUGUGGAACAUCCUGCUCUUCUUAUUGACAGUGCAGCUGGUUGGGAUGGUGAAGGCCACCUACGCCUGCUUCCUGCGUGGCAGCCUGGUCAUGAUCUUCAUGUCACUCUACUCUCUGCUCUACAUGUCCAGCUUGCUCCCUGCCAAAAUAUUUGCCUUGCUAACCAUCAACAAGGCAGGAUGGGGCACUUCAGGCCGCAGGAAGAUCGUGGUCAACUUCAUCGGUGCUGUGCCUGUCACGGUGUGGGCUAUGGUGCUGCUCGGGGGGGUGGCGUACACCAUCUACUGUGAAACGCAGGAGCCGUUCAGUGAGACAGAGAAAGCCUUGUUGAUAGCAGGGACGAUACUCUACGCCUGCUACUGGCUCAUUCUACUGGUGCUGUACCUGGCGAUCGUAGCCAAACGGUGCAACAAGAGGGAAGAGCAGUAUCACCUGCCGUAUGCAGAGGCAUAAACCUGCUAUCAGAUAGACGGUAGGACGUUAGCGCCGAGUUUCACUGCAGUAUGAUUCUAGCAGGGUCUCUGUUGACUCUGUGAACUGCCCAAGUGAUGAGCUGCGAACCAGGAACACGCUCACAUCUUCAUCACUGGUGCUAAAAUCUGAGCAGCAGGUUGAGGAGACUCCGAGAUGACCGGGUCCAUACAGCUCUCCCAUUUAUAUCAUGCUCAAAGGUGCUUCACAUUGAAAAACCAAACCAAACGCAACCGAUCCAGUGUUCAUACACUUGUAAUAGUGACAUGCUCAGAAGAACAUUAGGUAGUUUAUGGGUUUAUGGGUGCAGUACGGUGCUUUUUGCUUUUAAUAUAAAGCAGGAAAGGAACAAAGUGAGGCUACGAGACAAAAAGGUCUCACUUACUGGUUGGUCAGUUUUUCAUGUCCUUCAUUUUAAUAAAGAUGAAAUGGGAUAAAUUAUGAUGCAACUGAGCUUCUAUAAUGAACAACAAUAAAUAAAUCCACAAGGCAGUUCUCUUAAAUUAGCACCUCUAUUUCAGAUAAGAAGAGGGAAGCUCAGAUGGAUUUUCACAUUGCAGUGUGUAGUAAAUGUGUUCAGACAGAACGCAAAGCAAAUUUUAGUGGUGCAGUUGCCUGCAGAGUCCGUUGAAAGACCUGACUGGGCAUCAAUAGAUGCAAUUUGAAAGGCGUGUCUGUGCAAGUAGGAAAUUUGUUAGCUCAGUGUAAAAAUGUGCGCUGAUCUCGGCGCUUUAUGAAUCAACUUUAUAAAAGUAUAGAGGCGAGAGAAAAUGGGAGAGACUGACGGAAAACAGCAGAGAAGUGACGUUCUUGGUGAGUUUAGUCAGAGGUGACUCACAUACAGUCACUCUCCACACUGCAUGAGUUCCAAGCUACCUACAGAUAACAUCUGUGCAGCUGGCACACUAACUGAUGGUGAACACUGUGAAAAUCUGGUUUGUGUUCUGUCUCAACACAACUUAAAGCAAAGGUUUGGAUUCUUACAACUCUGUCUUAAUACAAUACUCACAAGCCACAUGUAGACUGAGAGCUCCCCUCUGCUCUGGCCGUGACGUGAUGUCUUUCUAACGCAUCUACAAUGGUAGGCCACAAAAUCCACAGUCCUCAUUCUUCAGCCAGCGAAAAUGAGAAGAGUUGCCCACUUGGCAAUUACACAACAAAAGUAGUGUGUGGUAAAUUACUGGUCACAUGUGGACACGACCUUUGACCCUUUGCUCUGUCAAACACGACUCUAAAGCAUUUAUGCCCACAUGUUGCAUCUUCUGUGUCUGACACAUUGAGACCACUGUGGCGUCCCCAGCCGUCCUGCAAUUUGGAGGGAUUUACUGACUGUCCGGCAGCUACCUUAGCCUCAGUGACUGCACGCAGCUUCCUUGUAGACCCAACCUCAGCUGACACCCUCCAAUUCUCAAGAAAACUGUGUUUCCUUAACGCAGGCUCAGACGCAGUCACAGAACAGUCUGUCGGCUGAACAUACAGAGAGCAAGCUAACCCUAACCCUCCAUAAAGCUCCAGAAGAGACAGCAAGCAAAGCAAAGCUGAUCCCCAAAUGUCAAAGUAAUAGAGCAUUCCCACCCGACGCCAUGAGGCUUCAGCAGAGGGUAUUUCCAGCAUGGAUUUCCAAUUUGUGAGCCACAGCGUAGGGACACUUCUGGGGAUGCUUCAGUCCCAUUAGGAAGGUACUGCGACCUAAAAGUCUUUAACAUGCUUGUGAGUGCCGUGUCAAGACAGACUCAAAAAUCCAAACCUGUUCUUUGAAAGUGUCCAUAUCAUGACAGAGACUGCCACUGAAAGUCACCAACAUUCAGGAAACGCAGAGAACAGGAGACGUUCUCUCGCCACACUACUUGCAGCUGGACGUAGUGGUGUGGAUGUCUUCAGGGCCCAGACUGGGACGGCUCGUGCGGUCAUUCCUCAGCUCUGGGACCAGCCCUCGUGUCCUCUCAUCAGCCACGAACAGCACAAUCAUCUGCUCCAGCCGUGUUUCUGCGGAGCAGCUGUGAUUCACCGGAACAGACAAUCUACCGUUUCUGACCAUGUGACAUGCAGCUGUAUUUUUGGUGCUGUGGAGCAGUAACUUAUUGUUGUACAUCGUGGUCCAGUUCGUAGUUUACAGUCAGCGGUGGGUCGUAGCUUCAUUCUGUGCUUCAGAGAUUUUUUAUAUGGUCACUUUUAUACAUUGUAAAGGUGCCAAUUAUGUUUGUGUAACAGUAAAGUUUUACUACUGGACGCUAUUCUCUUAACUUUUGGACAUUUGUGUCCUUUUACACUAGAUGUAGCCUUUGUUUAUUCAUUGCAUCACAACAGUGUGAAGACUGAACACCAAAGAGAUUUCUUCUGAGGCUUGAUAGCUUCACUUUUUUUUUUUUGUUUGUUUUUUUUCAUGUUUUUAAAUUCCAUAUGUGUUCACAUCACAUUCAGCUCUGGUAUGUUUCAGAACCUAAACGUCUUUGUCCAUUUGUCAAGUGUGAGCUCCAUCAGCAUGUCUGCGCCUACACUGACGGCUGUCUUUGCGUUGGCAGUGGACGUUUCCUCUCUGUGCCGUUGAAGUUCAUAUUGUUUUAUUUUGAGCAGGCUGUAUAAGUUUAAACUUGAAAGUUCAAAAAGGACACAUACAUUAAACAGAAAUUGUGUGUAUAGUAUUGGUUGGCCUUUCUGAGGGUAAACCAGCGAUGCAAGAGGUUUUCUGUCUUUAUCUUCUGCUCCUUCCGUCUCCGGGCAUCACAACAUAUUGGAAUUUUCCUAAGUCAUUAAAAAUGCUUCCUGUUUCGGGCACAAUCCUCCAAUUCAUACCAAAUAGAGAAUGUCUCCAUGAUUUUAAAUGACUGCAUGAUGAUGAAUGAAUUUUCCUCAUGCUGCCUUUUU
This is a messenger RNA of Chelmon rostratus (copperband butterflyfish), 4694 nucleotides long. It is a transcript of the gene has3, whose product is annotated as hyaluronan synthase 3. Gene Ontology annotation, biological process: hyaluronan biosynthetic process; extracellular matrix assembly. NCBI's taxonomy places the organism in Eukaryota, Metazoa, Chordata, Actinopteri, Chaetodontiformes, Chaetodontidae. Gene Ontology annotation, molecular function: hyaluronan synthase activity. The coding region runs from base 135 to 1811 and encodes 558 amino acids. The record is from RefSeq and is a predicted model, not a curated record. The transcript is spliced from 5 exons.